AAAUGUAGGCCUUACUUUCAUAAAUCGACAUUUAUGUAGAAAAAUGUUUGCCUGGAGUAUAAUAAUGUGGACAAACAUUUCUAUUUUACAGUCGUUUAUUAAAAAAAAAAAAAUACAACAUUUGAUCUCUUCUUUAGAGAAUGGGACUAUUGUGCUACUUGUCAAAUGUAGAAGUGAUGGCGCAAAAUUGUGACGUCAAGGUUCAUGACGUCAUUUAUCAAACGCUCCACUACAGCAAACACGGCGGGCAAUACUAAAGCAUAAUGACGCAUGUUUUGAUAUAAAUGUAGAGCGAAAGUGGCUGUAUAUUCAGACUGUAACAUGCAAUGUGUAUUUACAGCAUGUUUAAAGUCUUUGUGUUUGCCUUUGUACUUAUCGCGGGUAGACGUGGCGCACAAGUGUGACGUCAUCAGACAGACGGACAACCCAUAACUCCCUUUAAGUUGUCCACACGCUGAAAACAGUUUGGCCCAGCGUUUUCGAAAGUGUGCGUUUACAGAAAUAUGUGUCUUAAAAGUGUUCAAAUGGACAUGACCCAAACAUUGCUUUAUUUGACGCGUCACAUUCCGACCUGAAACAAUGUGUGGAGGGCGUGGACGUGAUGAAGACUUUUCCUAUGUCAGCCAGGUGGUUAAAUAUGCGCUGUUUUUAUUCAACUUCCUCUUCUGGCUCAUCGCCAUGACAAUGAUCGCUAUUGGCGUUUACGCCCGCGUGGAAAAGCAUGCGGAGACGGCCUUGGCGUGUCUUUCGGUGGACCCCGCCUUGAUGCUGCUGAUCAUUGGCGUCCUCAUGUUCAUCAUCACAUUCUGUGGCUGUGUGGGCUCGCUGAGGGAAAACAUUUGUUUGCUGCAGUUUUUCUGCAUCAGUCUGACCAUCAUCUUCUUGCUCCAACUGGUUGCUGGUGUGCUGGGAUUCGUCUUCUCAGAUAAGGCGCGCAACAAAGUCACCAAAAUGGUGACCAACGCCAUCGUGCACUACAGAGACGACAUCGACCUGCAGAACCUCAUCGACUUUGGCCAGAAAGAGUUUGGCUGCUGUGGUGCUGUGUCGUACGGCGACUGGUCCAAAAAUAUGUACUUCAACUGCACUCCGAGCAAUCCCAGUCGGGAACGCUGCUCUGUGCCCUUCUCCUGUUGCAUCGUCACCAAAGACAAGGUGAUCAACACCAUGUGCGGUCAGGGCAUGCAGGAGAUGGAGUACAUUAAAGCAGGUGACCACAUCUACACCAACGGCUGCAUAGACAAAGUGGUGGACUGGAUCCACAGCAACCUUUUCCUCCUUGGCGGCAUCGCCCUGGGACUGGCUAUCCCUCAGCUGGUGGGCAUCGUCCUGUCUCAGACUCUCAUUAAUCAGAUUAAAGACCAGAUUGAGCUGCAGAACUACAAGUUCCAGCACCGCACGGACCCGUGGCGCUGAAAGCAUGGCGCACACUAGCAGGGUCAUGUGAUUUGUUCCAUUUCCCAGGUGAUGCCACUUGUUGCUCGGCGGGAUUAGUUGGAUGCAAUCAGGAAACAAAGUGGUCACUCGGCAACUGCAACCUCUGCCCCACACCACACAGAAAGGACAGGGCGAGUCGGCCUGAAACAGGAAGUCAGAUAGUUGAUGAAAUGAUUGCAAACAUUUAUUUUUGUUGUUGUUUUCAUUGAUGUAUUAUUAUUCUUCCAUGUCGUUUUUCGUCCUCUGUACCGACCACAUUUUUCAUUUCAUUUAUCCCGUUCCAACGUCAAAAUGUUCGGCCCAUUCAGGACACGCAGGCUUCUUUAAACACAAUUUCCUAAAAUUCCCAGAAUUCCAAGUUUUCCGAGACAUUUUUCCAAUUCAAAGUGAAUGGGCCAUUUUUCAAACUUGCACAAUUCCCACAUUUCCCAACUGACUCAAACCGAUCCACACUCCACCCAGCCUGGACAUUUAAACCAACAAAUCCUUCUAAAAAUUCCCCGGUUUUUACCGGAAUCCCCACUUUUAAAUGCCACCUUUUUUACCUUUUUUGCUUUCGAUGACUCCUCCCACAUUUUUCAAUGGAUUUCAACUGUUUCACCAUACAAACAUUCCUCUUAGUUAGGACAGUUUCUAAACAUGUAUUCUCUAUUAAGAAUUUCUCGACCGAUUAAGAAAAUUCCAACACCAGCCCAUCCUGUUUACACAGGACAUUGUGUCCUAUGUCCCAAAUUCUAAUCCUAUGUCCUAUGUCUAUGUCUAAUCUAUGUCCUAUGUCCUAUGUCUAUGUCCUAUGUCCUAUGUCUAUGUCUAAUCCUAUGUCCUAUGUCCUAUGUCCCAAAUUCCAAAUACACUAUAUUGCCAAAAGUAUUUGGCCACCCAUCCAAAUGAUCAGAAUCAGGUGUCUAAAUCACUUGGCCCGGCCACAGGUGUAUAAAAUCAAGCACUUAGGCAUGGAGACUGUUUCUACAAACAUUUGUGAAAGAAUGGGCCACUCUCAGUGAUUUCCAGCGUGGAACUGUCAUAGGAUGCCACCUGUGCAACAAAUCCAGUCGUGAAAUUUCCUCGCUCCUAAAUAUUCCAAAGUCAACUGUCGGCUUUAUUAUAAAAGAAAUGGAAGAGUUUAGGAACAACAGCAACUCAGCCACCAAGUGGUAGGAGUUUAAAAUUUGGUGGAGGAGGAAUUAUGGUGUGGGGUUGUUUUUCAGGAGUUGGGCUUGGCCUCUUAGUUCCAGUGAAAUUAACUUUGAAUGCUCCAGGAUGCCAAAACACUUUGGACAAUUCCAUGCUCCCAACCUUGUGGGAACAGUUUGGAGCGGGCCCCUUCCUCUUCCAACAUGACUGUGCACCAGUACACCAAGCGAGGUCCAUAAAGACAUGGAUGACAGAGUAUGGUGUGUAUGAACUUGACUGGCCUGCACAGAGUCCUGACCUGAACCCGAUAGAACACCUUUGGGAUGAAUUAGAACGGAAACUGAGAGCCAGGCCUUCUCGACCAACAUCAGUGUGUGACCUCACCAAUGCGCUUUUGGAAGAAUGGUGGAAAAUCCCUAAAAACACACUCCCAGAAGAGUUGAAGCUGUAAUAGCUGCAAAAGGUGGACCGACAUUUUGAACCCUAUGGGUUAGGAAUGGUAUGGCACUUCAAGUUCAUAUGUCAGUCAAGGCAGGUGGCCAAAUACUUUUGGCAAUAUAGUGUAUUUCUCCGGUUUUCCCAACAGUCCCAAAUCUCAAGGGAAUUCCCAUUGAAAUGAAUGGGGUUGUUUUCCUGUGACACAUGCUUACUAUUAGCAUGCUAGCAUGCUAACAUUAGUAUAGUAAUGUUUUUAGCUGAUUUUGCAGCCGUACGUCUCAAUCGUAAUACUUGGUACUUGAGACAUGCUAACUUGUUUAGCUAAUUGUGCAGCCGUACACCUCAGAGUCAUAUAACCUGCUACUUGACACACGUUAACAUUAGCAUGCUAACCUUUUUAGCCAAUUUUGCAGCCGUAUACCUCAAAGCCAUGAAACCUGAUAUUAGACACAUGCUAACGUUAACAUGCUAAACUUUUUACGCCAGAAUUUUUUCCUAAAUGUAUACGUUUUGACUUAGUAAUCAUUGACUAUAUUACUUGGCGCCAUCUUGAAAGUAUGCUAAAUAUUCUUAUGUUAGCAUGCUAACCAUAUCAUGUUAACGUUAGCAUUCUAACGCUUUAUGUUUGCAUUUUAGCUAAUUAUGUAUGGAUGUUUUAUAACUGUUACCAUUCUAAAGUCAGCAUGUUAACGUUUUAUGAUAGUAUUACAGCAAACUUUUUUAUGUUUAUAGCUAAAAAUCUCCAAUUUCAUUACUUGUGACUCUCGGAAGUUUUGUCAACUUUUUUAAUGUAAGCAUACUAAACUUUUUUCCAGCUAAUCAUACACUUUGGACUCAUAUUGUAUGUUCAUUAACACACAAUUAACAUUUCCUUAUUUGAAAUAAGUUAAAUUCAAUUUACAUUCCACCAGCUUUACAGUUCCAUCAGCAAUUCAGUUCAGCUUCAGCAUUGGAACAUUUACAUGUAGUUUUUCUAAUUAUUUUUUUCCCCCACUACACCGCUAUCUGCUGAAUAUGGUGGAAAUACACAUUUUGGUUGCUUUGAAAGAUAUUAGAAUUACUCUUGCAUACUUUUUACAACAAAUUAUCAGGUUUUAUGUGCUUGUUGAUCUUUAUUUGACAUUGAAAACAAAGCCAGUCAUACGUUUGGACGCAAUUUCUAAUUGUAUUAAAUGAGAGUUUGGCCUAA
Messenger RNA from Nerophis lumbriciformis (worm pipefish), 4198 nucleotides. NCBI's taxonomy places the organism in Eukaryota, Metazoa, Chordata, Actinopteri, Syngnathiformes, Syngnathidae. The record is from RefSeq and is a predicted model, not a curated record.